Conger conger (European conger) is the source of this 1360-nucleotide messenger RNA. Its product is annotated as inactive serine protease 35-like. The transcript is spliced from 2 exons. Gene Ontology annotation, molecular function: serine-type endopeptidase activity. Lineage: Eukaryota; Metazoa; Chordata; Actinopteri; Anguilliformes; Congridae. The record is from RefSeq and is a predicted model, not a curated record. Gene Ontology annotation, biological process: proteolysis. The coding region runs from base 140 to 1360 and encodes 406 amino acids.
GCGGACUUGUGUGCAGUAAUAGGAAAACUCUGGGAUAAAAAACGAACAACUGCAAACGUGAAUAACCCAGAAGAGGAAUCCAAAUUGAUAUUGGAGUUGUCAUAUCCUCCUGUCGAAUGCUAAAAGGGACAUCUGUGAAAUGAGGCCCGUUCCCCUGUGUCUUCUGCUCUCGUUGACUGCGCUGGGCAUGGCCGCGCCCGAGGAUGAGGACGAGUACACCUGGCCCCAUAGGAAGCUCCCGCUGGUGCAGAGCGAGCAGACGGUGUAUCUCCCCCGGCCUGCAUUCGCCGGCGAGCCGCAGGGGAACCUGAGGGGGGCCUGCGGCAUCGAGUGCCAGAGCGCCCUGCCUCCUCCCAGCGCUGCCGACCUGGAGAAGCUCCUGUCGUACGAGACGGUGUACGAGAACAGCACGCGCACGUUCACCCGCGUGUCCCUCCGCGGCCUGGCGGUGGAGCCACCCCGGAACGCCUCGCGCCCCAGGCGCAGGCGGGAGGUCUAUGGCACGGACAGCCGCUUCACCAUUUCCGACCGGCAGUUCUCCACCGCCUACCCUUUCUCCACCACCGUCAGGCUCUCCACGGGCUGCUCCGGGAUCCUGGUCUCGCCCAAGCACGUGCUGACGGCCGCUCACUGCGUGCACGACGGCAAGGACUACCUGAAGGGCGCGAAGAGGCUGCGCGUGGGGGUCCUGACACUCCGCUCCAAACGGGGCGGGGGCCGAGGAAAAGGGCAGAGGAAGGGAGAAGGCAGGAGGAGGGAAGGGAAGGGAGAACGGGAGGGGAAGGGAGAGGGACAGGGGAAGAGCGGCAAGCGGAAAGGGAAGAAGAGCCGUAGCCGGCGCAGCAUAGAGGCCGACAGACCCGCCUUCCGCUGGACGCGGGUGAAGCAAACCCAGGUCCCCCAGGGCUGGCUCAAGGACCCAUCGGGGAAGGCGGUGGAUUACGACUACGCCCUGCUGGAGAUGAAGCGCCCGCACAAGCAGAAGUUUAUGGACCUGGGCGUGGUCCCGUCCGUCCGCCAGCUCCCCGCCGGCCGGGUCCACUUCUCCGGCUUCGACGACGACCGGCCCGGCCAGCUGGUGUACCGCUUCUGCUCGGUGACCGAAGAGUCCGGAGACCUGCUGUACCAGCACUGCGACUCGCAGCCCGGGGCGGGCGGCUCAGGAAUCUACAUCCGCCUGAAGGAGCCUGGGAAGAGGAAGUGGAAGCGGAAAAUCGUUGCCGUCUUCUCGGGACACCACUGGGUCGACGUUAACGGGGUGCAGCAGGAUUACAAUGUGGGGGUGAGGAUCACGCCCGAGAAGUACGCCCAGAUAUGUCACUGGCUGCACAGCAACUCGGAAGAGUGCCAAUCCGCAUGA